CGGACUUGGGCCAAUGGAGGAGCAAAAACAUCGCAUGCUCUACCAGGGUCAGGAUCCCAAUGCAAGUGGAUGCCAAGCGGUGCCAAAGCCGCCAGCCUAUGCUGAGGCGAUUACACAUGCGCCCAGUUUGCGGCACAACAACAACAACAACAACAACAACAGUUGCCAUCGGCUCAGCUUGCAGCAGCAGCAGCAGCGCAGCGAGCGUCGCUGCACAUUCUUUGCCGAGCCACAACAUUUGCGACAGCAGCAACAAGAGCAGCAGCAGCAGCAGCAACUAGAGCUAGAGUCAGCGGCAGCCACAAGCGUCAGUGCUGAGCCGCCGACGCCGACGUCUGUUGCUGCCACAUCUCGAGUGCAUACUUACAUUGCCUUGAAGCCAGCGCAGCGUCUUGGCGCCACGCCCAGCUUGUUGCAUUGCCCAUUCUGCGGCCAUGUGGCACGCACUGUGACCAAACGUUGCCCCAGCUCAAGCUCACACCUUUGGGCGCUCGCACUUUGCUGCUUUGGCUGGUGCUGCUGCGCCUGUUUGUUGCCUUAUUAUUGCUGCCUCGCCUGCCGCGCUACUCAACACUACUGCGCUGCCUGCUCCAACUUGCUGGCCACCGCGCAAGACUGACAACAACAACAACAACAAGCAUUACUUAUUAUUUUAUA
This is a messenger RNA of Drosophila busckii, 657 nucleotides long. RefSeq lists its product as uncharacterized. Bases 14 to 619 code for a protein of 201 amino acids. The transcript is spliced from 3 exons. The record is from RefSeq and is a predicted model, not a curated record. Lineage: Eukaryota; Metazoa; Arthropoda; Insecta; Diptera; Drosophilidae.